Messenger RNA from Colias croceus (clouded yellow), 2240 nucleotides. It is a transcript of the gene Jheh-lp1, whose product is annotated as juvenile hormone epoxide hydrolase-like. Gene Ontology annotation, molecular function: epoxide hydrolase activity. Gene Ontology annotation, biological process: epoxide metabolic process. The transcript is spliced from 7 exons. Lineage: Eukaryota; Metazoa; Arthropoda; Insecta; Lepidoptera; Pieridae. Bases 174 to 1553 code for a protein of 459 amino acids. The record is from RefSeq and is a predicted model, not a curated record.
UACAAGCAGACGUUUCUCCUCGUGCCGAUACGGCAACACGCGCUAUCUUCAUACAAUUUCGGCGUCGAAGCCGGCGCACGCGCACGUGCUAAACAUAUCCUCCAAUUGUGUGCACAAAACAGUGAAUUUGCGUUUCUUCAUACCAAGUAACACAGAAGAAAUAAUCCGUCAAGAUGUUCAAGACACUAGCGUUCUACAUAGCACUAGUUGCAAUCUGCGCGGGAGUGGGCUUCAAGUACUAUCUGGAAGCAGUGCCCGACGUUCCCGACUUGGAUUACCAGAAGUGGUGGGGCGAUGGCCAGAAACCGGAGAAAGACGAUGAGUCCAUACGCCCCUUUAAAGUCACUUUCAAUGAUUCGAUGAUCGAUGAUUUAAAACAACGUUUGAUGAAAAGACGACCUUUUCGACAACCGUUAGAGGGCGCCCAAUCUCUGUACGGCAUGAAUACAUUUUAUUUAGAGAAAAUAAUUAAGUAUUGGCUCGAAGAAUACAACUUUAAGGAGAGAGCAGAUCGAUUGAACAGAUUCCCUCAUUUCAAAACAAGGAUUCAAGGUCUCGACAUUCAUUAUAUGCACGUUAAACCUGAGGUCAAAGAUAAGAAGGUAUUGCCAUUGUUAAUGUUACACGGAUGGCCCAGUUCCUCCAAAGAGUUCGACAUGGUGAUACCGACGCUAACAAAACCCGCUGAUGGAUAUGAUUUUGUGUUUGAAGUCAUCGCUGCUGAUCUGCCAGGCUUUGGAUUCUCGCAGGGAACAAACAAGCGCGGUCUUAGUCCCUUGCAGAUGGCCAUAAUAAUGAGAAACCUGAUGAUGCGUCUAGGAUACAAGCAGUACUAUAUCCAAGCUGGUGACUGGGGAUCACAGACCGCCACACAUAUGUGUACUCUGUUUCCGAACGAUAUCUUAGGAUUCCACACGAACAUGCCUGUAUCUUCAAGGCCGAUAAGCGAUGUGAAAUUUUUCCUGGGUUCCUUCUUUCCGAGCCUAGUGAUGGAACAGAAAUACAUAAGCCGAAUCUAUCCUCUCAAGAAAUUCUUCGAUUAUAUCAUGAGAGAAAGUGGGUACUUUCACUUGCAGGCAACUAAGCCAGAUAGUGUUGGUGUAGCACUAACCGAUUCGCCAGCUGGUUUAGCAGCAUACACUUUAGAGAAAAUCGGCGUUUGCAGUAACCGUGACCAGCUAGAUACACCCCACGGGGGCUUAGAGAAUAUACCCUUAGACGAUCUCUUGGAUACCGUAACUAUUAUAUGGGUAAACGAUUGUAUAGUGACAUCGAUGCGAAUAUAUAUGGAAGCUUUCGCGUCGGACGAUGUAUUUAUUGUUCACAACAUUCCGACUCCAGUACCAACAGCAGUGGUGAACUUCAAGCAUGAAGUAGUGUACCAACCCGACUGGAUACUACGCGACAAGUACCCCAACCUCGUGCGAUCGACCACACUCGAGUUCGGUGGCCAUUUCGCCGCCAUGCACACCCCUAAAGAAUUCGCCGAAGAAGUUUACGCAUCCUUCAAAGAUAUCUUACAAUUUCGCAAAAACACCAAUAAUACCAAAUAAACGUACUUAAAGACUUUUACUAGAUUAUAAGUGUUAAUGGCUUUAAGUUCGUCUCGGUAUGAAUAACGGUCGAUUUACACUACCGCCGUGUUCUCAUGCACGAUCAGUCUAACGGUUUCAGAUUUCCUAUGUUCAUAAAAUUAUGUAAACAGCUGAGAACAUGCGGACGUGUAAAUCGACGUUGAUUACAUUGAAAUUUAUUAUUUAUAAGCGUUCAUAAUCAUAACACAUGCGCAUCGGUGUAGUCCCACCUAUUGUUAUAAAAUUUCAUACGUUAAGAUAAUGCGUAAGUCAUUUUUUGAUUAGCACUGAUUGUUUAUGAGGAUUGUGUGAUGACGCAGACUGAUCUCUUAUUUUUAGUUGUAUUUUUAUAUUUCUUGUCAUUUUUAUAUUUACUGAUUAAACUGGGUAUGUAAAACGAAAGCUGUGUUUAAAACGUUUUCGAUAUAAAAUGUUUUUAAAUCAAUGCAAUAAAUUUAACUAAGUACCUACUACUUUUUUGAUUUGUUAUGUAACGAUUACGUCAUAGUGACCAUUAUAUUUGCACAAGUAAUUUCACUUUUUAAAGGUUAUGUAAAACUAAAGAUAUUUAAAUGCGAAGUGUCCUGAAUAAAUAUUGAACAUGUCUUUUUUUUGUUAAAUACGUUAGAAGGUGGAAAGGAAAAUUAAAACAUUCCAACAUUUAAA